Molecule: messenger RNA, 1065 nt
Organism: Cylindrotheca closterium
Lineage: Eukaryota; Bacillariophyta; Bacillariophyceae; Bacillariales; Bacillariaceae
Source: the annotation of a GenBank genome assembly
AUGUUGCUCUUCAAGGUAUGCCUGGGAAACAAUGAUACCGAGGAGUCUAAAUGGCCAAAAAAUGCAAUGUUGACUCCUCCUGAGGAGGCAGUGUUAUUGGAACCAUCCCGAGGAGCAGAUAAGGCCAGCAUGAAGCUCUUCAGCAAAUCUAAUUCUCUUCCUGGUCUCCAAGAGUCUUUUGGACCUGAGGACGAAGAUGGCGAAUCCGACUCCUCCUCUGAUGUUUCCUCCAUGAGUUCAGAACAAGAGGGUGACGCCAAGAAGACGAUAGAGGAAACAACGUCUCACAUGAACCCCAAGGCUGCCGAAUAUCUCAACAAACGAGGUAACAUGACGCCUCUUCAAGAAAAGAUCAAUGGUUUGACCACUCUUCCCGCUGGAAUCUAUUGUGCUAUAUUCUGCCUAACGGGUUCCUGGCUCAGCCAAACCAUGAUUCAAGAAACAAGACAAGAAGCAGCAAUUGGCAGCGAUUUUCAAGGAGACGGUUGCAUAUCCGUAUCAUGGCUUCCCAAUUUGCACGCCAUGCCGCCCUUAACUGUCAUCGCUGGUGCCAUGAGUAUGAUUCUGCAUAUGCCCUUUUCAUUCAUUUAUCAUUGCAUCUACGCACACAAAUUGUCGUCCACAGCCCGGAUCGAUCAUUGGAGUCGACGCAUGGAUCAAUGCAUGUUGCACGUGUAUUCGGCAUUGCUGUCGUACGCCUUUUCGGGUCGAUUGGAUUUCUUUUUGGUGAACUUGGUUUUGAAUGUGGAUUGCAUUGUCAAGCAAUGGGAAAAGCGCAUUAUUCCAGUACGCAAUCAAUCUCGACUUGUGCUAUCCAUCAUGUGCUUUACUCUCCCCAUCCUAGAAAACGGAGACUAUAGCUACUUUGGGCGUCUGUAUGCUACCAUGGCCAUCGCCUUUGCAGUUUUUACGACCUAUCCCUUUGGUGGAUGGUCACAUACAGUGUUUCACCUCAUCUUUUGGAACGUGCCGCCCAUGAUGAUGACCUACAUUCCAACACUACCAGCGAGUCAAGACCAACUACAGCUGGCAGCACAGUGUGCCGUGUGGGCAGGAUCAUCCUAA